UAUGAACUUGCAGACCCAGAACACUUUGUGAACUUUGAGAAGUGUCUUUCUUCCAUGAAUAGCUCGGAAGUGAUUUGUCUUCUGACUACCUUUGCUCAAAUGGCUCAGGCCAGAAGAACCAACAUGGAUGAAGACUUCAUAAAAAUUAUUGUUCUGGAGAUAUAUGAGGUAUCUUAUGUUACCCUGUCCACCAGAGAGACUUUUUCAAAGGUUGGUCGAGAGCUUUUAGGGGCCAUCACAGCUGUUCACCCUGAGAUAAUUUCUAUCCUUUUGGAUAGAGUUCAAGAAACCAUUGACCAGGUUGGAAUGGUUUCUCUAUACUUGUUUAAAGAACUGCCUUUGUAUCUUUGGCGACCUUCUGCCUCGGAGAUAACUGUGAUUCGAGAUUGGUUAUUGAAUUACAGUCUGACAGUGGUGAAGAAUAAACUGGCCUGUGUUAUUCUAGAAGGACUGAAUUGGGGAUUUGCUCAACAGGGUACCCUUCAUCUGGAUCAAGCAGUCCAUGUUGAAGUGGCUUUAAUGGUUCUUGAAGCUUAUCAGAAGUACCUUGCGCAGAAGCCAUAUGCUGGGAUUCUUUCUGAAAGUAUGAAGCAGGUUUCAUAUCUGGCCAGUAUUGUUCGAUACGGAGAGACACCUGAGACCUCAUUUAACCAAUGGGCCUGGAAUUUGAUCUUGAGGUUAAAACUGCACAAAAAUGAUUAUGGAGCACAGCAGAAUUGUCCAACUGUUCCCUUCUCCAGCACGGUGCCUGACAUGACAGAGUCACCGACGUUUCAUCCUCUCUUGAAGGCUGUGAAAGCGGGCAUGCCCCUCGGCUCUUACCUAGCCUUAUCUAUGACGGCUGUGGGCCACAGCAUUGAGAAGUUCUGUGCAGAAGGCAUCCCACUGUUGGGAAUUCUGGUCCAGUCAAGGCAUUUGAGAACAGUGGUCCAUGUCUUGGAUAAGACUGUACCUUUGUUCUAUCCUUGCCAGUAUUACCUUCUGAAGAAUGAGCAGUUUCUGUCACACCUCCUGCUGUUCCUACACUUGGACAGUGGUGUGCCUCAGGGUGUCACACAGCAGGUUACACACAAGGUGGCACAGCAUCUGACGGGAGCCAGCCAUGGGGACAACGUGAAGCUUCUCAACAGCAUGAUCCAGGCACACAUAUCUAUAAGUACUCAGCCCAAUGAAGUGGGUCCUGUUGCUGUAUUGGAGUUCUGGGUUCAGGCUCUUAUAAGCCAGCAUCUUUGGUACCGGGAACAACCCAUCCUCUUCCUCAUGGACCACUUGUGUAAAACAGCUUUUCAGCUGAUGCAGGAAGACUGUGUGCAGAAAUUACUCUACCAACAACAUAAGAAUGCUUUGGGUUACCACUGUGACCGGAGUCUGCUCUCUUCUUUGGUGAGCUGGAUCGUCGCAGGCAACAUCACUCCUUCCUUCUUGGAGGGCAUGGCUACACCCACUCAGGUCUGGUUUGCGUGGACGGUACUGAACAUGGAAUCCAUCUUUGAAGAAGACUCGCAGCUCCGAAGAGUUGUUGAAGGGGAACUGGUUAUAAACUCUGGUUUUACCCCUGACCAAGCUCUGAAGAAAGCCCAGGCCCAGCUGAAGCUCCCCAUCGUGCCGUCCCUCCAGAGGCUGCUGAUUUAUCGCUGGGCCCAUCAGGCCCUGGUCACACCUUCUGAUCACCCUCUUCUGCCACUCAUUUGGCAGAAGUUCUUCCUCCUCUAUCUUCACCGCCCAGGACCACAAUAUGGGUUACCCAUAGAUGGUUGUAUUGGAAGAAGAUUUUUUCAAAGUCCUGCUCAUAUCAAUUUGUUGAAAGAAAUGAAGAGGCGUCUGACUGAGGUGGCUGACUUCCACCAUGCUGCGAGCAAGGCCCUCCGAGUUCCAGCAGAGGGCAGCGAACAGCCGCCAGAGAGUCAGGCUGGUACCCCCGGUUACCUGACUUCACCAGAGCUGCACACAGAACUUGUGAGGCUCUUCAAUGUAUAUAUAUUAUGGCUAGAAGAUGAGAAUUUUCAAAAAGGAGAUACCUAUAUCCCUUCUCUACCAAAGCAGUAUGAUAUUCACAGGCUAGCAAAAGUGAUGCAGAACCAGCAGGAUCUGUGGAUGGAAUAUUUGAACAUGGAGCGCAUAUAUCACGAGUUUCAGGAAACUGUUGGUUUGUGGACGCAGGCCAAGCUUGAGUCCCAUUCCACGCCCUGCAGUUUGUCAGUGCAGCUGGACUUCACUGAUCCUCUGUUGGCUAAAGAAAGGGUUUUAAAUAACUUGCAGAAGCAUGAGGCUCCCCAUCCUCCCCUUGCUCUGCACCCAAUGAGGCCUCCAGUGCCAGUCAUUUCCUCAGCUGCACUACUGAGUCAGAAGGACGCCACCCAACUCGUGUGUGCAGACCUGAAUCUGUUGCAGCAGCAGGCCAGAACUGCAGCUCUUCGGGAAUCUCAACAGGUUGCCCUGGACAGUGAGCUGUUGGACACAAUGCCAAAACAGUAUGUUAAUCGAGAAGAACAGACCACACUACAUUUAGAGUGUAGAGGUAGUAGUGGUAAGAAAUGCCAAGGAGCAGCAGUUAUAACAGUUCUG
Molecule: messenger RNA, 2565 nt
Organism: Galeopterus variegatus (Sunda flying lemur)
Lineage: Eukaryota; Metazoa; Chordata; Mammalia; Dermoptera; Cynocephalidae
Product: ectopic P granules protein 5 homolog
Exons: 16
Biological process (GO): autophagosome maturation
Cellular component (GO): cytoplasm
Source: RefSeq, a predicted model, not a curated record